Molecule: messenger RNA, 681 nt
Organism: Cyclocybe aegerita
Lineage: Eukaryota; Fungi; Basidiomycota; Agaricomycetes; Agaricales; Hemipholiotaceae
Source: the annotation of a GenBank genome assembly
AUGGCCACCGACUUUAGUUGUAUUCACGGACCAGGCGAACUCAACAACUUCUCGCUCGCCUCCCUUCUCGAGGCUGAGACGUUGUCUAAGGAUGAGCCGACUAUCCAUCCGGCUCCCGCAUUGGACAACUUAGGUCGCCCGGCCUCCCCUUCUCGCAUCCCUGCCUCCAAGAAGUGUAAGGGUGUCGAUCGUCCAGUGCCACCUCCUCCUCAGAAGAAGAACAAGGUCGCCUACUCCCACCCUGGUCUGCCUCUGCUGAUCAAUCGCACUACCAAACCCAAGCCCUGUCCGACGACGUGGGCAGGGAUUGCUCGACAGGCCGCUCUGAUGCCUCCCCUGCCUCCUGGCUUGGGACCGCAAUGUUGCGGGCCUUCUCCCCCACCCUCAUUCUCGACAGGGCCGAUGAAGACCUCUCCUCAUUGGUCUGUCCCCUCUUUCACUUCCGAGGGCCCCACCCAGAAGCAGGUUCUCGUGUCGUUCGGGGGUACCCCUCCUGACCUCACGAAAAUUUUCACCAAGUCGGCUGUGCGCGCGGCCUCCAGGUACCUCAGGGAUCAGCCAUCUGCCAGUAGGCAGCCAGGCUAUUUUCUAUGUGCUGCUGGGUUUGCCGGGGCUCGGGUGUCUGCCGAGGCUGUGGGGACAGUAAACAAUGACCAAAUAAUGCUCGGGAACAUUGAAUAG